AUGGAUCCGAAUCGUGAUGUUUUGAACAGCCCGAAAUGGUUUUAUCAAGGAGAAGAUCAUCGCGUUUAUGGGCCAUAUUCAUCAAUGGAAAUGCAAAAAUGGUGCAAAACGGGUUAUUUCACGGAUACUAUGCUUAUUCGUACAAAAAAUGAAGAACGCUUCCAUACGCUUGCCGAAUGGACACGUUAUAGUAAUGGACAGAGUCCUUUUUUGCUUCUGGUGAGUUCAUUCGAUCAUUUGAUCAACAUGAAUAUGCAAGUGCAAAUGUCCCAGUUGAUUCUGACUCCCGGUCGUGUUCCUGUAUCCAGUGGUCCUUACCUUAUGGUACCCCAAGCUGCAGCUGCAGCAACACCUAGCCCUGUUCCUGGUUUUCCGCCAGGACAUGGCUUCAUUGCUUAUCAUCAGAAUCCAAUGGUAGUUGCACCUCCAGUACAUACCUUUAUUCCGCAUCAAGCUUUCUCACAACCUCCCAGUGAACCUGUCGAUGAAGUACCAUCGAGUGCAAGCAAUACACCAGAUGGUAGCGAUACAGGAUGGAAUAUAAAUACAAUGCAGAAUACGGCUUUGUUGCCACUUCAAGAAAAAUCUACGGAUACAUAUGAUGCAUCGUGGAAUAUAGUACGUGAUAUUGGUACUGGACCGGAUCAUUCAGAAUGUUGUGAUGCUUUCACCCAAACAAAUCCAGGAAGAAUUUCCGUAGAGCAAGCUGCACGACUUCUUACCGAGCUAACCGGAAUCCAGUUGGAGAUUGAAAGUUGA
Molecule: messenger RNA, 759 nt
Organism: Brugia malayi
Lineage: Eukaryota; Metazoa; Nematoda; Chromadorea; Rhabditida; Onchocercidae
Gene: Bma-sao-1
Product: GYF domain containing protein
Exons: 5
Coding region: 1-759 (252 amino acids)
Molecular function (GO): protein binding
Source: RefSeq, a predicted model, not a curated record